Eruca vesicaria subsp. sativa (arugula) is the source of this 2253-nucleotide messenger RNA. Lineage: Eukaryota; Viridiplantae; Streptophyta; Magnoliopsida; Brassicales; Brassicaceae. The record is from the annotation of a GenBank genome assembly.
AUGGCUGUCUCAGUGCCAUUUCAGUUUCUAUUCUUUCUUCUUCUUGUUCUAGACAGAGCUGUUUACUCGUCUUCAGAGUAUUUAAUCGGUCUUGGAAGCUAUGACAUCACUGGUCCCGCAGCUGACGUCAACAUGAUGGGAUACGCAAACUCCGAACAAACAGCCUCAGGGAUCCACUUCCGUCUCCGAGCUCGUGCCUUCAUCGUCGCUGAGCCUCAAGGCAAACGCGUCGCGUUUGUGAAUCUUGACGCGUGUAUGGCUUCUCAAAUCGUUACCAUCAAAGUACUCGAGCGACUCAAGGCAAGAUAUGGUGAUCUUUACACAGAGAAGAAUGUAGCUAUAAGUGGGAUUCACACUCAUGCUGGACCAGGAGGUUAUCUUCAGUAUGUUACUUACAUUGUCACCUCUCUUGGCUUUGUUCGUCAGUCUUUUGACGUCCUUGUUGAUGGCAUUGAACAAACCAUCAUCCUAGCUCACCAAAGUCUACGUCCUGGUUCUGUCUAUAUCAACAAAGGUGAUCUUUUGGAUGCUGGUGUGAACAGAAGUCCUAGCUCUUACCUCAACAACCCUGAAGCUGAGAGGAGUAGAUAUAAGUACAACGUUGAUAAAGAAAUGACUCUACUCAAGUUUGUUGAUUCGAAGUUGGGUCCUAUAGGAAGCUUUAACUGGUUUGCAACUCAUGGGACUUCCAUGAGCAGGACUAACUCUUUGAUCAGUGGUGAUAACAAAGGCGCAGCUGCACGUUUCAUGGAGGACUGGUUUGAGAAUGGUCAGAAGAUGACAUAUAAAAUCCCUAGGAGAGUAUCAACCAUUGUUUCUGAUCUGAACACAAACCACAGCAGGCUUUUGGACAUUGCAGCUUCUUAUAAGUCAUCUAAAGGACAGUCUCUUGAUGCUAAAGUUAGAGUAAGGAAAGCUUCAAAGCGUACAUUUGUCUCUGCUUUCUGUCAAUCAAACUGUGGUGAUGUGAGUCCAAACACUCUUGGAGCUUUUUGCAUAGACACUGGACUACCUUGUGAUUUCAAUCACAGUACUUGUAAUGGUAAGAACGAACUCUGCUAUGGUCGUGGACCAGGAUACCCUGAUGAGUUUGAGAGUACACGUAUCAUCGGAGAGAAGCAGUUCAAAAUGGCGGUGGGAUUAUUUAACAAAGCUACAGAGAAGCUGCAAGGGAAAGUUGGUUACCAACAUGCUUAUGUAGAUUUCUCAAAGCUUGAAGUCACUAUACCUAAACCAGGUGGUUAUGAGACGGUGAAGACAUGUCCAGCUGCAAUGGGGUUUGGUUUUGCUGCUGGUACAACUGAUGGUCCUGGUGCUUUUGAUUUCAAACAAGGAGAUGAUAAGGGGAAUGCCUUUUGGAGAUUAGUGAGGAAUGUGUUGAGAACUCCUGGUCCGGAACAGGUUCAGUGUCAGAAACCAAAACCUAUUUUACUUGACACUGGUGAGAUGAAGACACCAUAUGACUGGGCGCCUUCAAUUCUACCGGUUCAGAUGCUUCGCAUUGGUCAACUAGUCAUCCUCAGUGUCCCUGGAGAGUUCACAACAAUGGCUGGAAGGCGUCUCCGUGACGCUGUGAAAUCAUUUCUCAUCUCAUUGGACAGCAAGGAGUUUAGCAACAACCUCCACGUCGUAAUCGCAGGUCUCACCAACACUUACUCUCAGUACAUCACCACUUACGAAGAGUACGAGGUUCAACGUUACGAGGGAGCUUCAACGCUAUACGGUCCACACACACUCACCGCUUACAUCCAAGAGUUCAAGAAACUAGCCACAGCUUUAGUCAACGGUCAAACACUCCCGAGUGGGCCCCAACCGCCUGAUCUUCUAGACAAACAGAUCAGUUUACUAGCCCCUGUGGUCGUUGACUCUACUCCUUUAGGAGUCAGCUUCGGUGACGUUAAAGCAGACGUGCCUCCCAAGUCAACGUUCAGGAGAGGUCAACAAGUCAACGCGACGUUUUGGUCGGGAUGUCCAAGAAACGACCUGAUGACGGAAGGAUCUUUCGCUGUGGUGGAGACGCUGCGUGAAGGAGGGAAGUGGGUCCCGGUGUACGACGAUGAUGACUUCAGUGUGAAGUUUAAGUGGUCGAGAGAGGUGAAGCUUAGCCCUGAGAGUCAAGCCACGGUGGAGUGGAGGAUACCGGAAACUGCGGUGGCUGGAGUUUACAGAUUAAGACAUUAUGGAGCUUCGAAAUCGCUGUUUGGUUCCAUUACAAGCUUCUCUGGUUCUUCUAGCGCCUUUGUAGUUGUAUGA